Messenger RNA from Glycine soja, 903 nucleotides. Its product is annotated as vegetative cell wall protein gp1-like. The record is from RefSeq and is a predicted model, not a curated record. Bases 156 to 641 code for a protein of 161 amino acids. The transcript has a single exon. Lineage: Eukaryota; Viridiplantae; Streptophyta; Magnoliopsida; Fabales; Fabaceae.
UCAUCAUUUCGUGUCCUCACACUUUUCCAGAUCUAGCAUUCCGUUCCCGUUCCGUUCAAACAGUUUGUCUUUCUCACAUACACUUUCUUCCUUUGUUUGUCACCGCAGUUUCAAUCUCAGAUCCAACAUUGUUCAGUCCAAAUUCAACGCAUUCCAUGGCAAAUCCUGCAUCCGCAAGAUUCUCCGUUCUUAUUCUUCUCGUUUCUUUGCUAGUCAACAUCGCCGCCACCGCCGCCGAAUCGCCAGCUCCGACUCCGACGCCGGAUUUUCCUCCGUCGUCUUCUCCUCCUUUUCCUUCUCCUGCUCCGAAUCCUUCCACGGCCAAUUUUCCGCCAUCUCCAACUCCGGCGCCUUCUCAUCACUCGCCGCCGGCUCCUUCGCCUAGUAGCAAUCCUUCUCCGUCUCCGGCUCCGGCUCCAGUGGAUGAUGCACAUGACGGAGUUAGCCACGCCGGCGUGGACGGCAGCGACGGAAAAUCGUCCUCCUCCGGCGGAAUGAGUUCCGGCAAGAAAGCGGGAAUAGCGUUGGGAGUUAUCAUCGGUGCCGGAGUGGUUGUGUUGGGAGCGCUGGUGUACAAGAGGCGCCGCCAGAACAUUCAACGGUCUCAGUACGGAUACGCAGCCAGGAGAGAACUUCUGUAGGUUAUAAACAUUCAGUAAUAUUCUCGGUAGUUUUUUUUUUUUGUUUCUAAUUUCAAUUGCAUUAUAGAGAAUUCGUGAUCUCUGAAUUUCAAUUUCAAAAUUCAUUUUACAAAUUACUACAAAUUUGUUUUGUUCCUCCUAGUCCUAGCUAGUAGCAAAAUAUAGGUUGUUCAAAAAUUAUCCAUUCGUGUAUUGAAUUUUGGCUAUUCUUUGGUCUAUUGCCCAGGGAAUCCUCUAUCAUUCUGCUUGUUUUUUUGUUUUU